UGUACAAAAGAAAAGCAUGGCACUCUCAUCUGUUCCCCAUGAAACUCUUAGAAUGUUUGAAACCAUGGACAAAAAUGGCGACGGGAAGCUCAGUCUGCAUGAAAUCGAUUGCUUCCUCAGUAAGCUUGGAAUACAUCUAACAGAGGAAGAAUUAAAGUGUAUGGUGAUGGUUGUUUCUCACGGCGAAGAUAGAAGCUUAACAUUUGAUGAAUUUGUUGAGCUCUACCAAUCUGUUAUGGAUGAGAGCAGUUUUAGUACCAGUACCGGUAGUAAUAAGGAAGGUCAGGAUCUAUGUUUAAUGGAGGCAUUCAAAGUUUACGAUUUGAAUGAAGAUGGGUAUAUUUCUUCUUCCGAGCUUCAACGAGUGCUGAGUAAUUUGGGAUUGAUAGAGCAGGGUAGGCAUUAUUUGGAGGAUUGUCAGAGAAUGAUAUGUAGAUUUGAUGAGAACUUGGACGGCCUCAUAGAUUUCUCUGAGUUUAAGAACAUGAUGACCACCAAUCCUGAAGGUAUCCACUUUUGACCUUGUUUGAUAGUUUGGGGAAUAUUCAGGGCUUUUCAGAUUUUGAGAUUUGGAGUGUAUAUAUUGCUUUAUAAGGGCAUGCUAUUAUAUGAAUAAAGCUGUCAACAGCCAGUACAUUAUUUGUCAUCAUAUUUACAGCUUUCGUUUCUAAACAGAUUUGUAAAUCCUAAUAAAAAUACCAUAAUUGAUUGAUAAAACAUCACAGUAAAUGGUUGAAUUGUGAUAAAAAUAGAAGGCAAAAUACAACAAUUCGUACUGCAAAAUUUAGAAUCAGAGUGGCUAAGAAUUUCAUCUAAGAAUUGAGAAAGUUUUCCUAAAAUAACAGAGCCGCUUCUUUUGAGGGGAAUAUAUCAGCCACUAAUUGGCGUGAGGGCUUUCAUAGAGGCCUGAGAUUUAUGAGUGGAGCUGACUUUUCUUGUGGGGUUGUGGGGUACUCAAAUAGCAAUCAAUACAUUGUGUUAUGGAAAU
This is a messenger RNA of Cryptomeria japonica (Japanese cedar), 988 nucleotides long. Its product is annotated as calmodulin-like protein 2. Lineage: Eukaryota; Viridiplantae; Streptophyta; Pinopsida; Cupressales; Cupressaceae. The transcript has a single exon. Gene Ontology annotation, molecular function: calcium ion binding. The record is from RefSeq and is a predicted model, not a curated record. Bases 17 to 520 code for a protein of 167 amino acids.